AUGGAUGCUAUUUUAAGCGCUGUUCUAUUGAUUCUACCGUAUACCGUCCAAGGUCUGUUCCUUGACACUAUGAUGUCCGAUUGUUACGGGAUCCCAUUCAUGUGUAACCUCAAGAAAAAGGGAGAUAACUCACAAGAAGAAUCAGUCAGUCCAUUUAUGGCCGGAAGUUUCUCAGGAAGCAACCUCCAGAACAAGGGAGAUCACUCUAAUAAAGAAUCAGUCAGUCCAUUUAUGGCCGGAAGUUUCACAGGAACCGGAAGUUUCAAUAGCAUGCAGAGUCAGUCGGGUAUUUCGAACGCGGGAAAAAUGCAUUACAAUACUGGACAGAAUCCGAUGGGCAUGACGUCAGGUGGGAAACAUGACGGGGAAGAAGUUCAAAAUCCGUUCUUCCAGACACAACAAAAAAUGCUUUCCGGAGACUUGGCCGGAACUAUGAAACAGGAUUUCGCCGGUCAAACAACAGACACAGGAGCUGAAAACAUGGGGAGCGGCAUUGGUAUUGGUCAAGCCGGUACACAAGCAGGUGAACAGGUAGGCGGGGCAAUGUUCGGUCCGGGGAUGGUGUCCGGAGCCAGCAACACGCAACAGUUUGGGCCUGGGGGCAUGUCUAGUAACGCCGGGGACAUGUCGGGUUUUCCGGGGACAAUGGCCGGGUCACAGGGCGCACAAGGUGGGGGAUAUCUUGGAUUUUCUGGUAUGGGGGGAUUCCCUGGGUCAUCCGGGAUGUCAGGGGGAUUCCCCGGAGGAUCGGGAGGGGGAUUUCCCGGUGGGAUGUCCGGCGGCAGCGAGACUACACAACAUGGAACUACAGGCUCUUCCAUGACAACCAGUAAACAAAAAGAUGGUAUAUGUGAGGUUAGCUGGACCCGAUGCCAACAGAGGUGUAUAACUGUCGACCCUGACACUCGGUGUCCUGUUUGUACUUGUGGUUAG
This is a messenger RNA of Mizuhopecten yessoensis (Yesso scallop), 933 nucleotides long. Its product is annotated as keratin, type I cytoskeletal 9-like. The coding region runs from base 1 to 933 and encodes 310 amino acids. The record is from RefSeq and is a predicted model, not a curated record. Lineage: Eukaryota; Metazoa; Mollusca; Bivalvia; Pectinida; Pectinidae. The transcript has 5 exons.